Molecule: messenger RNA, 2913 nt
Organism: Coccidioides posadasii C735 delta SOWgp
Lineage: Eukaryota; Fungi; Ascomycota; Eurotiomycetes; Onygenales; Onygenaceae
Gene: SOG2
Product: RAM signalling pathway protein domain-containing protein
Molecular function (GO): protein binding
Source: RefSeq, a predicted model, not a curated record
AUGAGCCGCACCGACGACACAACAUGGGGCCCUCGGCCAGGUCGAAGCGACAAUCCUGAAGAAGCAAAGGAACAGCAAGCCUACACUGGUGGAUCUGUGUCCAACCACGGGCCUCCUGCCCGAGACGAUACCGCGCCCGCACGAAUCAACCGGCCUCCUCCCUCUAAGCUGCUCUCGCGAGAAGAGACCUUACAGCUUACCAAAAACGCUGUUGAAAAUGGGCUCCAAGAGACCAAGCGGUCCUUGGCUGGUAGCGAAGCAGUGGGAGAUGUGGUGCGGCCUAAAUUAACAAUUGAUCUUGGGCACAAGAAUAUCGGCUGGGUCCCCGAUGAAAUAGUGGAUAUCAUAAAGGACGAAGUUGCAAGGCUGUCAUUGUCGAACAACUAUAUCGACCAGAUCCCUUGUCGAUUUCAAGAAUGCAUCCAUCUCCGGUAUCUCAAUAUUAGAGCAAACAACUUUACGGAAUUUCCAAAAGGGGUCUAUAACCUCUCCUUUCUCGAAAUUCUUGACGUGAGCCGGAAUAAGAUCACAAAAAUCCCUGAAGAAAUACGAAAUCUUACGUCUUUACGAGUCCUUUCAGUCAUGCAAAACCUCCUAGAAGACCUCCCGAGCGAAUUAUCCGAUAUGAAUAAACUCCAAGUGUUAAAGGUGUCUGGGAACUCGCUGAGAUACCCCCUGAAGCGGAUUAUAGACAUGAAAGAAGCAGAUAUAACGACUACCGAGAUGACUGAUAACGAAAAGGAAAGCGCAUUAACGGCAGAGCUCAAAAAAUAUUUGAAAAGCAGACAGCCUGCUCUCCUUGAUAUCGACAGCAUAACAGAUAUAAGUGAUAGCGCAAUGGAAACACCGAAACCACCAAAGAGAGGAAACAGAUUCCCGGUCAUUCCCCGUUCUAAUGGCACGGAGUCAUCGCAGGAUUCGAAAUCACCAUCGUACUCGCGACCUCCUCCCAUCCCUAUUCGCUCCCACCAUCGAAUGGCAUCUGGUCAGAGUAGUUUUGGGAAUAGCAGUAUGAGUCGAUUCAGAUUCCCUUCAGCCAGUGAACGGAACCGAAGUAAUAGCGAAGGAGUCAUUCAGGGCCCAGGCUCUUUGCAAAACAGACGCCUGGGCAUGGUGAGUCGAAUGAAUGACCUAGGUACACUAGACGAAGUCCGGCCGUAUCGCAAUAGCCACUUACGUGGCUUAAGCCAUGGCUCUUUGCUUCGAAACCAACAUAGCACGAACUCAAAUAGCAGCAACUGCUCUAGCCCAGGUAGCCCCAAAGACCGAAGGCGGUUGCGCGAAGGCUUUGUUCGGCGUAUGUCAAGUUUGCCAGAAUACAAAAUCGAAAGAAAAACAAAGGUCCCCAUCAUGGAAGCCGCCAAAACCCUUCUUUACUCACUUUAUCAAGUUCACCCUCAUAUAUCGGCUCUAAUCAACGUGAUCAGGACCGAGGAGUGCAGGAGGACUAGUCUCGAAAUUGUGUUCUACAACGCAUCCACUCACAUAGAGCAGCUCAACGAAGCGCUUGAGGUUGCUGAAGGGGCUAAUUUACAGGAUGUCGAUACGAUGAAGCGGCUAUCGGAGGCCGUCAAACAUGAAUGCGAUACAUGCAUCAAUGCGUACAUACAUGUUGCUACGCAGUUCCGCCAUAAUAUUGCCAAGAUAAUAUCUCUUGUUGAUCCAAAGUACGUAAGAUCAUUGAUACUCAUGAUAUACGGGAGUAUAGCCGAACUCCGCAACGUUUACGUCAACCUUGGAAUCAACUUUAAAGGCAAACGACAAACGGGCCUGAUGAAACAGGGGAUUUCGGAUACGGCCAGGAAAGUUCCUCCUAUCAAUACUUGCGAUCGAGCAGUCACUCCCCCAACUCGUGAGCGGCUCCAACCUCUUAGACGGCUUAGAAGCGAGACGGCGAUUCAACAACAGAACCCCGUUCCUAUUCUCUCUAAUCCAUCCAAUCCUAAUGCAAACGGCUUCCCAGGUCUUACGAGUCAGCCUUGGCUUUCAACCACGAGCAUGGGAACUCGAAGCCGCUCAAGCAGCAGGUCCAACACUCUCUUGACUUCCUCGGGACCCUCAUCUCUGGCCAAUACUCCUCGGUCUGGCGAAUCAUUUGGCACCCUUCCCACGUCAACAAUUAGCCGUAUCAACCCGAAUACAGGGCUAGACGAGUACGAAGAAGAAAGAAUUUUUGAAAAGAUAUUCGUCCAGCUUACUGCUGCCUACCGAGCUGUACUGCAAGCCGUUCCUGUCGCGUCCCAUCAAUUUUUACAGUGCUUAGAACUAGCCGAGUCAACGAAAGCCCCGCAACCAAUUCAUUCACUGUUAAAUAAACUCAUUUCCCGUUGUCGUACCUGUAUCRAUGUCGCCGAAGCACUUCAAAUACGGUUAUCAACCAUGAAACUAAAGGAGCCCGGGGGUGGGAUGAGAAACCAGCGUGAAUUUUGGCAACUAUGCAAAACUUUCUUACAGUCGUUUGUUGAACUGGUGAUCGACAUGCGAGAAGCCAAAAAUCUCCGGCUGCUUCCACCAGACAUAGUCGCCAUUCUCCGACCUGUCCAGAAAGCCAGCAGGGAGGCGGGCAGGCUAAUAGACUCCUCACCCUGGUCCUAUCUUGCGGACUUGAAUACAUCCAAUCCAUCGACAGUUCUCCCACCAUCCAUGCACCCUCAUCAUAUGCAAACAUAUUCUAGUUCGACAAUGGGCUCAGGGACCACGGGAUCUCUUUCUUUGACGACGGGAUCAUCGCCCCAGUCUAGCGCGAUGCCAGCCACACCAUUGAGUGCCGCUUUAGGCCCUGCAGCCCAAGCCACGGUGCCAUCCGCCCCGGUCAGCGCAUGUAGUGAUCGGUUCUUUGCGGGCAACUUAUAUGAGAGGGCGGAUUCGCUGCUAUCGAUGUCCGGACCGGUACCUCUCUUUGUUCGUCGAUGA